UAACGACGAUGUUUCACUUGGAGUUAUCCCAUCGUCCCUGACAAUCUUCUCACAAAAUAGCUCUUCUGACAUCGUCUGAGAACAUCAUCCAGUAAGAAGCAGAAGCAGCUCGAGCGAGACUAUGAUGCUUGGCCUAGGAGGCUGUCCGCGACUCUGCACAUUGCACAACACCACUUCUUCUCUCCUAUCCCAAAGCAAAACCCUCCAAUCCUACCAAACCUACCAACCACUUCUCCCUUUUCUCUCAGUAAAUGCAUCUUCGACUGCUUCAUUUCUCCCUUCAAUUCAUCGAUUAAGAGAACCUCAAUUGGGCUUUCGUGUUGUUCUUGGUCGAGAGCGAAUUGGGUUUUGUGUUUCUGCUCGCAAGCGAAGAAACGGUGACGGUACCCCAUUAGAUGAGGAUGGUAUUGGUGAUGAUGGGGACGAGUCCGAUGAUGAAGAUGCAUUUAUAGCUUUCCCUGAUAUGAUGAGGUGGUAUAAUAACAAGCCAAGUGGAUUUGGUGAAGGUAAAGUGUAUGAUACUCGUAUUGAGGACAAGUUGCUGGAAGAAAUAAAGCAGAGCAGAGUGGCUCAGCUGGCCAAUAUCGAUAAGCUUAAGAAGAAUCCUGUGAACCCCAAUUCCGAGAAAGCUAACAAUCAAGGACAGAAAGCACCUGAACCUGUUGCAAAUGCAUUUCGUGUACGUGUGGCGAACCUUCCUAAGAAAAAGAACAUCCAUAGAGAUCUGCAGUUGGCUUUUAAAGGAGUUCCUGGUAUAGUUAAUAUAAUCCCUGCAGUCUCUGGAAAUAAGAAGACUAGGGAUCCUGUUUGCAAGGGCUUUGCUUUUGUUGAUCUCAAGACUGAGAACGACGUAAAUAGGUUUGUACAUAUGUUUUCCGAACAAAAUAUAACUUUUGGUAAGAUUCGGAAGCAGAUAAAAUGUGAAAUAACGAAUUCAGGCUCUCCCAAUGUUACUUAUGAGCAAUCAGCAGUUAGCACCUUCACUGAUCCCCAGUCAACAGUUCCCAGUUUUGAUGAAACUCCAGCUUCUGACUUUGAUAUAGAUAAUUUUUCAUUAGAUGUAUGGGAGGAAACUGCCUCAGAGAAGUCUGAUGGUCCAGAUGAUUUAGAAGGGGACAUGGCUUCUGAUUUCGACAUGGAUAUUACUUCCUUGGAUACAUGGCAGGAAACCGCCUCUGAUGAAUCUAAUGCCCUGGAUGAUGAGCAGAAGAUAACAGUGGAAAGGGAAGAUGUGAGAGAGAAUUUGGAAUCUUUCAGUAUUUCAGAGAUGGAUGGUGAUGAUAGAUUGGAACCAAGUAUAGAGUCUGCAAGUGAUUCAUUAUCCUCAAAGCAGCUAGAGGAAAUCUGGGCACUUGAGAAUAAACCACUUGGUAAACAAGGGGAGAAGGUUCUGAAGUUGAAGGUUCAAGCAUCAGAGCUUAAUGAUGGUGAUAUUACUGAUCAAAGAGUAGGGGCUGCUGUUGAUUCAUCAUCCUCCAAGCCAUUAGAGAAUAUCCAGGCACUUGAGAGAAGGUUACUUGCCAGAGGAAAAGGAUGGAAGGUUUCAAAGUUAAAUAUUCAUGCAGCUGGGCAGAAUUUUGGUGAUAGCAUGGACCCUAGACAGCAGCCUAUAGCUGAUUCAUUGCCCUCAAAGCAGCUAGAGAGUAUCCAGGAACUUGAGAGAAGGCCGCUUGCCAGAGGGAAAUGGGGGAUGGUUCCAAAGUCGAAGAUUCCAACAUCAGAGCUGAAUGGUGAUGAUAGGAGGGAAACGAGAGAUGAGCCUACAACCAAUUCAGUAUCCUCAAAGCAGCAGAAGAAAAAGAAGAAACUAGAGAAAAAGCAAAUUGCCCAAAAAAACCAAGAGAAGGCUCCAGUGUUGAAACUUCCAGGAUCUGCAAAUAGGUUAAGGAUCAAGGAGAAAGUUGUGCUAACUGAUGUGUUCUCCAAGUAUGGAGUAAAAGCUGCAAACACUACAAAACAACAGGGCUAAACAGUGUGGACUCAAAUCAUUUGAGAUCAACUGAGAUGAAGGACAAUUAUUGCAAACUUAAGUGUAAACUGCUUAAUCAUGAAGGCAAAUGUUGUUCCUUUUUGAGUAAGCUGUUACCACUCCUGCGAAUUUCUAGACAAUUUCAGUGAACAAAAGACUUCUAAUCACCGAAUUUUGUAAAGCAACCUAGCAAAAUUCCAUUUUAUUU
Molecule: messenger RNA, 2177 nt
Organism: Vitis vinifera (wine grape)
Lineage: Eukaryota; Viridiplantae; Streptophyta; Magnoliopsida; Vitales; Vitaceae
Exons: 4
Coding region: 122-1969 (615 amino acids)
Molecular function (GO): RNA binding
Source: RefSeq, a predicted model, not a curated record